UUGUUUUUGCGUAAAAUGUGCUUCAAUAUCAUCAGUUCGGUUGAGACAGUCAGCAAGAGCGGUCUGUUGUUUUGAUGCUUUCCAUUUGCCGUAUAAAGUGGAAUCGGUUUUUAACAAUAAUAAAAAUUGUUCGAAGAAAAUAAUAAGAAGGAAAAAAUCGAAUCAUUUUCGAGAUUUCUUUUCGUAUACACAUCAAACGUUUGAUGUUUUGAUUAUGUGCUCAUCAGCAGUGAUUACAUGAAACAUUUGAUUCAAAGAAGCCGUGUAAAAUCUUCCAGUGUUUCUCGAUCAUAAAACAAUUUCUAAAAAAAAAUCUAAGUUUACGCAAAAUGCUUUCAACAAAUCUGCACGAAUUAAAUCACUGUCCAAUUUGUUGGAUUAGAUAAUGGGAACCUGGAUUCAAUCGAAAAGGGUCAAGCAAUGACAAACAAAAUGAUUAUCUUCUGUGUUUUCGGCAUUGCUAUUAGUGCGGGUUUCAUUGUGCCGAUGGUUAGUGGAAUACAAUGCGAACGGAUUAUUGUGCCGGCAUGCCAAUUGGGAUACAAUAUGACUGCAAUGCCAAAUUUGGCAGGACAUACAAGCCAAACGGAUGCUGCGAAUAUGAUUAACGAGCUACUUCCAAUUAUGGAUUCGGAAUGCUCUCGUCAAGCCAGAUUCCUGUUAUGCGCAUCAAUGUUUCCCCUAUGUUCGCCGGAUGUGUCACGCCCCGUAGCUGCUUGCAAGUCACUAUGCGAAAAAGUCAAAUCAGAAUGUUCAGAGGAUGCAGUGGCCGCGCUUUGGCCAAAAUUUAUCGACUGCGAUGCACUACCACAACCUGAACGCCAGGAGCUGUGCAUGGAAGUGCCACAGGAUGAGUUGAAAUUCAGUCGUAACAAGGGACAGGGGUCAAUAUGGCCUUGGCUGAAAAAUUCCAACAUCGUUCGCACUAUGAGCACAAUUAUUUGUCCCGCCAACUUCACAGCCGUCAACAAUGAAUGUGGGCCACUGUGUGGCACCGACGCAAGAUUCACAGCUCAACAGAAAAAAAUCGCCGAGACAUGGACACUCGCACUUUCGGCGAUAUGCUUUAUAUUAACACUAUUCUCGUUGGUGACAUUUUGGGCGGAACCGAUGCGUUUCGGUUAUCCGGAGCGGCCAGUAUUGUUCUUAGCAUUAUGUUACAAUUUACUCAGCGUUUGUUACUUAGAACGUGUGAUAUUCCAUAAUCCAUUACGUGAAGGACGUGACGAUCACUGCCUAUGCUGUGGCAUAUCGUCAUCGCCGUGUCUUGCAUCGUACAUUACAACUAGUUAUUUAACAUUAAGUGCGUCCACUUGGUGGUUAAUAUUUUCAUUUUGUUGGUACUUAAGUACGGCCAAACAAUGGUCUUCCGAAGCAUUAGAGAAGAAAUCCGGCUUAUUCCAUGUAAUGGCUUGGGUACUUCCGUUAGCACCACCUAUUGCUGCAUUGCUCUGGGGUGCAGUAAAGCAACAAGAACUGACUGGAAUGUGUUCGUCAUACGGUUUUGUUAAAAUUCCGACACUUGUACUCCUAGUUACAGGUGCAAUAUUCACAAUAUUGGCAUCGAGAUCCUUAAAGGGUUUAAGCGUCACCGUCAAUGACGAUUCUUUUAAUCGACGAUUGACCCAAGUUCGAACGCGUAUUUUAGUAUUUAGCUGUGUAUUUUUUGUGCCGGCAUUUCUUGCCGUUGUCCUAGGAUUCUUUGAGCCACAGUAUGAGACUGUACCGUCAUGUGUAUUUGGCGAACCGUGCCUAUCACCAAAGAAAUAUUCAUCGAUUCCUACGCUGAUGAGAUUGUUUUUCAUUUUGGCGGGUGGGUCAUUAGCCGGUAUGUGGGUCUGGUCGAAAAAGACCUGUGAAUCGUAUCGCAGUCGAAUUUCAACGACACCGUCCACAUCGUCAUCAAUAGCCACCAAAUCUGGUCAUUUGAUAGCGAAAAAACCGAAACACAUCGGACCCUUGUAUGCAGGAAUUAACUUCCACAAUGUUCCUAUGUAUAAUCCGUCGCAGGGUGUUUAGGAUUCGAACCACUUGCGGAACGGUUGACAUAAUUUUUUGUGCGGAAAUGUGACUGAAACCGUAAUUGAAAUCAGAAUCUAUUCCCUGACCAAUUUCAUUUUAUAUGAGAAAAAUGAAAUUGUGUUCAAGGGAGUAGAGGCUGAUCGAAACCGUGAUUAUACGGCCACAACAUGUCGCACAAAAAAUUAAUUCGAUUGCGGUGCAUGUCGUAAUUCUCAAUAUAAUGAUAGCCCAAGGAAUGGACGGUAUUUUUGCGUCAAUACACAUGUUUAUCGGUUCUGAUGGAGUAACAGAAUUCGAUGUAUAGAACGCGAUGAUGGAAGGGCAUUUUUUUAUUAUUUUUUACGUAAUUUAAGUGUUUCCCACUUACAUGUUUUGAAUGAAUUGUGUCAGAUGUAGGUAGCUAUAGAAAUGUGCUGCAGAAAUGGAAAAACUCUAUCUAAUAGAAAUAUAAAAUUAAAUAAAAAAUUAAAUUACUAGUUUGCUUAGUGCGUAAUGAUUCUAUAGAAAAGCUUUAAAUUCUAAAAUUAUUUAUUUUUGUAUAUAAAUAUUUGUAAUAUAUAGAAGGACAAUCAAUGAAAAU
Bradysia coprophila is the source of this 2602-nucleotide messenger RNA. It is a transcript of the gene fz3, whose product is annotated as frizzled 3. Gene Ontology annotation, cellular component: membrane. The record is from RefSeq and is a predicted model, not a curated record. NCBI's taxonomy places the organism in Eukaryota, Metazoa, Arthropoda, Insecta, Diptera, Sciaridae. Gene Ontology annotation, biological process: canonical Wnt signaling pathway; non-canonical Wnt signaling pathway. Gene Ontology annotation, molecular function: Wnt-protein binding; transmembrane signaling receptor activity.